Messenger RNA from Trichoplusia ni (cabbage looper), 606 nucleotides. RefSeq lists its product as uncharacterized. The transcript has 4 exons. Bases 1 to 444 code for a protein of 147 amino acids. The record is from RefSeq and is a predicted model, not a curated record. Lineage: Eukaryota; Metazoa; Arthropoda; Insecta; Lepidoptera; Noctuidae.
AUGGAACUGUUGUGUGGAUUCACCACGGUAUCGUGUUGGCAGUACUUUACCCCUUUAAAGGACAUCGUUUUGGACAACUCAAAGUUGGAACCUCAACACUUACACAGUGACUACUACUUCGGGGAUUGCAAGAGACCGAGCCAGAUUUUCUAUGCACAUGUCCAUCUUGAUCAUAUGGAAGUUUUGGGAAAAAUUAUCAUAAGGGGUUGGUUGGACUUGAAACGGAUACCGACGUGUAUUAUACUAAGGAGUACAGCAUACGCUUACGACUUGCUCAGAAGUACAACAUACAACUUCCAGUUUUGCGUACCACGUAUCACUUAUUGUCACACACACAAACGUCACAAAUAUUAUUAUUACGAAUGGUAUUUACCAAUGGACGUUGUUGGUGGUAUGAAUUGGGAUAUUUAUUUCUAUGGACCUCCAAACGUUGAGUGGCAGUAAUAAUAAAAAAAAAACUCUUAGUAUUUUAAGGAUGCCCAACUUUUUACCAUGACUAAAGGAAUAUUAUGCUGGUUGUGGAACAGAGAUGCUGCUACACUGUGUAUAGCGCUGUCCUGCUUCAACAAUAAUAAUUAUUUGACAUUAAGACGUGGUGACCCUCAG